UCUGGUUCUCGAGAAAAGGCGAUCAAUUCGUCCCGUUGUCACCAGUCACUCGGCUCCCUCCGCUCGUGCUGACUCGGGCCGGCUCGGCUCCGCGCUCGGCUCGGGCCUCGGGCCUCGGUCGGGUUGGGUUUACCUUGGUCGUCAGUCGGUCGGGUCUCGAGUCGAGUCCGAGUCGCCGAGUCGGAGGUCGAGGUGGCAGUGAGAAGCAGUGUUUGUUGUUGUCUGUGUCCUGUGUCGUCUUCAUCACUUAAUAUUUAGUCAGUUUUCCACGAGUGUAUCAUGUCACGCCCAUCCAUCUCAAAAAUGCUGAGGUAUUAUUGUUUGUUGGAUGCCGAGCUCAAUAGCCAGGGGUGUCCUUUCACCGACUCGGAGCAAAGUAAGUUCAUAUCACGUACCUAAACAUAACCUCAACGCUGGCUCAAACAGCGCUUGUAACACAAGUUUUCUUCUUUAUUUUUAUUAGGUACCAUCAAGAGCAUCAUCGCCUACAACCUCCACAAGCGAUUCACAGCACACGCUAGACAACGCGCGCGGUUAGCUUGGACGAGGAGAUCGAAGAGGUGGCAUGUGAGGCCUAUAUUCCUAAACCGGGAGCUGUAACCGGCCUGGUUCACUCUGGUCUCAUAAUAAGGGAGUACGACCAAGAUGAAUUUUAUAGAUUCUUCCGCAUGACUCCUGGAUGCUUCGACUGGCUUCUUGAAAAGGUGGGCCCUUUCAUAAGGAAAAGAUCCAACCGUAAAAGUGUCUCAGCAGGGGAGCGUCUGGCCAUCACACUGAGGUAUUUGGCGUCUGGAGACAGUCAGUCUUCAUUAUCGUACCUGUUCCGCCUCUCCAAUGAAGCUAUCUCCAAAAUCGUGACAGAGACCACAGCCGUCAUCUGGUAUACUUUGAAGCCACUAGUAUUUGAUGAAAUCUCUGAAGACUUUUGGAGGCAAAAGGCUGCUGAAUUUGAAGCAAUGUGGCAGUUUCCUAUGUGUGUUGGUGCUUUUGAUGGAAAGCACUGCUCAUUCCAGAAAUUCCCCAUGCGUGGCUCUGAGUACUAUAAUUACAAAGGGACAAACAGCAUCGUUCUCUUUGCUAUUGCUGACGCCAAGUACAAGUUCAUUGUUGCUGAUGCUGGUGCUAAAGGCCGUGAGGGGGAUAGUGGAGUAUUCGACAGAUCAACAUUUGGAGAAAUGUUCUACAACCAUAGACUACGCCUGCCACCACUUGUGUACAAUGCGAAGAUAGACUGUCUGCUACCAUAUGUGUUUUUGGGAGAUGGUGCCUUUCCACUAGAUGAACACCUCAUGAAGCCAUUUGAACCAGAUGCCAGAGACAAGUCGCCUGCUAACCACGCCCUCUUCAACUGCAGACUGUCCAGGGCAAGGAGAGUUGUAGAGAACGCCUUUGGAAUCCUCAGUGCAAGAUUCAGGAUCCUACGUCGAACUGCCAUUGUCAGUGAGACACUAGCCUGUAACAUUAUUUUGUCUACUUGUGCCCUCCACAACCUUCACAUCAUGAGGGAAGACAGCAUUCCACCGAAGCAGCGUGUCUACCUUCCUCCUGGUUUCUCAGACACCUACAAGUCUAAUGGAUGA
This is a messenger RNA of Frankliniella occidentalis (western flower thrips), 1580 nucleotides long. RefSeq lists its product as uncharacterized. The record is from RefSeq and is a predicted model, not a curated record. The coding region runs from base 669 to 1580 and encodes 303 amino acids. NCBI's taxonomy places the organism in Eukaryota, Metazoa, Arthropoda, Insecta, Thysanoptera, Thripidae. The transcript is spliced from 3 exons.